CUAGGAUACCACAGCAUGUUGUUUGUCCUGGUGACAGUUCUAUCAGGGGUCAUUCUUACAGCAGAAGCCAAGUCCAAGUCUAUUGUGGCCACACUAGAUGCUAAAUGGAGGGACACUCCAUUGUUGCUGGAAGCCAGUGAGUUCCUUGCUCAGGAGAGCAAUGAUGCAUUCUGGAGUUUUGCCAACAAAGUCGCAGACGCUGACCCAGAAAAGAUUACAUCACAAUCGGACCACUCGUACCACCACUACAUCCAGAAGCUGACCCAUGGAGUCCUGUCCGAGGCACAGGUCAAAGUUCUGCGCUUCACGCUGGCUCUGCGGGCCCACUCUCCUACUGUGGAGAUGUUCGCUCAUUUGGUUGAUGACCUGCCAUCUAUCCCAGACUGCCCUGCAUUUGUGGACGUGCACAACCAGAUGACCUGUGACCCCAGCAGGGUUCAGGGUAUGGUGGACACUGCCUCUGGAAGACAAAGACCAUACCUGUACAAGGUAGACCACCAGUACCCAGGCACCUCACCUGAUGUCCCUGUAGUUAUCCUGUACGCAGAGCUGGGCACGCAGGCCUUCAAGGACUUCCACACUGUCCUAAGGGACAUGGCGGACAGGGGAGACAUCAACUAUGUCUUAAGGCACUACAUCAAGGUGCGACCAGACAGGAAGGUGCGUCUGUCUGGCUAUGGAGUGGAGCUGGCCAUCAAGAGUACUGAGUACAAGGCUGUGGACGACAGCAAAGUGCAAGGUGAUGCACCAGGUGUGGAAGUGGAGGUGGAGGGUGAAGAUGAGGUGGAAGGAUUCAUCUUUAAGAAACUCAGACAACUGUAUCCAGACUUGAAAGAGAAGCUAAAGACGUUCCGUUCCUACCUGAUCGAGAGCACCAACGAGAUGGCUCCUCUCAAGGUCUGGCAGAUUCAGGACCUGAGUUUCCAGGCCGCCCAGCGGAUUGUUUCUUCAUCUCCCCAGGAUGCAUUGCGAGUGAUGAGAGACGUCAGUCAGAACUUCCCCACACAGGCCAGGUCCCUUGUAAGAACACAAGUCCAAGAUGAAGUCAGGAAGGAAAUACAAGACAACCAGAAGGUGUUUUCAGAAACCCUAGACAUGGGUGCUGGUGAAUCAGCUCUGCUGAUCAAUGGGCUACAUGUGGACCUGGACAUUGUGGAUCCUUUCCUACUCUUAGACACCAUCAAGAACGAGGUAAAGCUGAUGGAGGGACUGUGGUCACUAGGGAUCAGGGAAGACGACCUGAAGUCGCUGUUGUACCUGCCUGUUGAUUCAGAAGUGGAUAACUACGCCAUAGACAUCAGGGACCAUGCUGUACAUUGGAUCAAUGACCUUGAGAAAGACUACCAGUACAAGAGCUGGCCGUCCAACCUGCAGGAGUUACUGAGGCCCAUGUUCCCGGGCAUGCUCAGGCACAUACGCAAGAACAUGUACCACAUGGUGUUUUUCCUGGACCCUCUGCAGAAGGAGGCAGGAGAACUGGUGAAGCUGGCUGACCUGUUCUACAGGAACCAGGCUCCAGUCAGGAUUGGCCUUGUGUUUGUGGUGAAUGAUGAUAAGGAUGUGGAAGGACAGGACGAUGUGGGCGUAGCCCUGAUCAGGGCUUACAACUUCAUCCAGCAGGACCAGGGCAGCGACAAGGCCUUCCUAUGGCUCAACUCUGUUUACAGCCUGGCCAGAAACAAGGACAGUCUGCUGGAGAUGGACCACAUCAAGGAGAAGUUCCGCAGGAAGUACCCUGGAGACGAUAUCGCUGAUGUCAUCGCUGCUGACACUGACUAUGAUGACAAGAGAAGGGCAGGACGACAGUUCUACCAGAGGACAGGACUGGGUCCACUGCCACAGGUGCUGAUGAAUGGGGUGCCCUUCACAGAGGAAGAGAUUUCUCCUGAGAACUUUGAGGAGUCUGUGGUCAGUAAGAUCCUGGGCAUCACCCCCGAACUACAGCGGGCUGUGUACAUGAGUGAGCUGACCAACUCCAUGAACCUGCUGGAGUGGCUGAUGGACAGGCCUAAUGUCAUGCCCCGCCUCAAUCCCAGGGUGCUUAGCACCAAGAAGAGGACCCUGGACCUCACUACACAGCCUGGUAAAUCUCCCCUUGCAGACUCCGCUGCCUUCUCCAGACUCAGCUCUAACCAGAUGGCAGCCACCCUGGCAAACAACAUGAAGUACCUGACUAAGAAAGAUGAGUCUGUGACCCGCCCCGUGACCAUGUGGGUAGUGUGUGACAUGGAGAGUACAGAGGGAAGGCAGCUGCUCUAUGAUGCCAUCAAACACAUGAAAUCCAGUAACACUGUAAGAAUUGGAGUGCUCCACAACCCGAGCAGUGCUCCCGAGGACGGUUCUCAAACCUUCGCCUGCGCCGUGCAGGCGGCGCUGGACACGCAGACCAUGACCUUGGCGAAAAACUUCAUCACCAAACUGGCCAAGGAGGAGAAUGUACCAUUGGUGCAGGGGGGGAAGCUGGCAGACCUCUACGUCAAUGGUAUGGACACAGCUAAGUUUGAAGCAGCCUUGAAGAAGGACCAGAAGAAACAGACAAGCCUGCUGACCUCCCACUGGACUUUUGUGAAGAACACAUUAAAAGUGAGGCCAGGACAGAGGGCCAUAGUGGCCAAUGGGAUGAUUGUUGGUCCCUUGGACCCCUCAGAGACCUUUGACCCCGAUGACUUUGGCCUGUUGGAGAAGUUUGUCAAGAGCCUGGCAGCUGACAAUGUUGCUCAGAAGAUUAAAGACAUGGAGCUUAACCUGAAGAAUGAUGGUCUGAAUGACCUUGUCAUGAAGGCCUCAGGCCUGCUCAUCGCCAACCAGAGGUCAGACUCCAGAAGGGAGGUCAGCUACAGUUCUGACCAGCACAGUGCUGUGAAGAUCCCAGGUGAUCCCAACGAGGCAGCGUUUGACAUUGUAGCUGUGGUGGACCCAACAACAAGGGACGCUCAGAGACUGGCUCCUAUUCUUAUGGUACUCCAACAAGUGGUGAAUGCCAACCUGAAGGUGUUCAUGAACUCUCGGGACAAACUGUCAGAGAUGCCGCUCAAGAGCUUCUACAGAUAUGUGCUGGAGCCGGAGGUGGGCUUCAUGGUUAACACAAGUUUCAGUCCAGGUCCCAGUGCCAAGUUCGUGGACAUGCCAGACAGCACACUCUUCACGUUGAACAUGAAACCUCCGGAGAGCUGGCUGAUCGAGUCAGUCCGCACGCCAUAUGAUCUGGAUAACAUCCGGUUAGAGGACGUGGUGCCUGGUACAACCAUCAACGCAGAGUAUGAACUGGAGUAUCUGCUGCUGGAAGGUCACUGCUAUGAUGCAAUGUCUGGCCAGCCCCCACGAGGUCUCCAGUUCACCCUGGGAACACACAACACUCCUGUCAUGGUGGACACCAUCGUCAUGGCCAACCUGGGUUACUUCCAGCUGAAGGCGAACCCCGGUGCCUGGCUGCUGCGCAUGCGGGCGGGGCGCUCCGAGGAGAUCUACCAGAUCACGAACCACGACGGCACGGACACGCCUGCAGGGUCAGAGGACGUCACCGUCAUCAUGGACAGCUUCAAGAGCAAGAUCAUCAAGAUCAAGGUAAACAAGAAGCCAGACAAGCUUCAGGAGGACCUGCUGGCAGAUGAAGGGGAGAGUGGGGGAGGGAUCUGGGACUCUAUAUCCAGCUUCACAGGAGGAGGUAAGAAGUCAGGAGAUGAUACAGAUGAGGAGGAUGUCAUCAACAUCUUCUCUGUUGCCUCAGGGCACCUGUACGAGAGGCUGCUCAGGAUUAUGAUGCUGAGUGUUCUGAAACACACCAAGACUCCUGUGAAGUUCUGGUUCCUCAAAAACUACCUCUCUCCUGCAGUCAUGGACUUCUUGCCCCACAUGGCUAAGGAGUACGGUUUCCAGUACGAGCUAGUGCAGUACAAGUGGCCUCGCUGGCUACACCAGCAAACAGAAAAACAGCGUAUCAUCUGGGGCUACAAGAUCUUGUUCCUCGAUGUGCUGUUCCCACUCAGCGUCAAGAAAAUCAUCUUUGUGGACGCAGAUCAGAUUGUUCGUACAGACAUUAAGGAGCUGCGAGACCUUGACCUGGGCGGGGCUCCCUACGGUUACACGCCCUUCUGUGAUAGCAGGAAGGAGAUGAACGGAUUCAGGUUCUGGAAGUCCGGUUACUGGGCGAGUCACCUGGGUGGGCGGAAGUACCACAUCAGUGCUCUGUACGUGGUGGACCUGAAGAAGUUCCGCCGUAUUGCAGCGGGGGAUCGACUACGCGGGCAGUACCAGGGUCUCAGCCAGGAUCCAAACAGUCUCUCUAAUUUGGAUCAGGACCUCCCCAACAACAUGAUUCACCAGGUGGCCAUCAAGUCCCUGCCCCAGGAGUGGCUGUGGUGUGAGACCUGGUGUGACGAUGCUUCAAAAACAACCGCCAAAACUAUCGAUCUGUGCAAUAACCCGCUGACAAAAGAGCCUAAGCUGGAGGCGGCAGUGAGGAUAGUUCCAGAGUGGACAGACUACGAUAACGAGAUAAAGGCUCUACAACAGAGAUUAACAAACGGGGAAAAAUCAGCUUCUUCAAAACCUGGGGGAGAAACAUUACAAGCUGAAGAUUCUCAAAGACAUCAUCACGACGACGAGUUGUGACGAAAGCUGGUCUUCCACAACUCAAGAUAGAGCUUAAGUUUGCUUCUCCCAGACUUAAUGUGACAUCUAGGAGGGAUAUUUAAGAUAUGUUAUAAUAAGAUGUAUGCCACUUGGGGCUGUGUAUCAAUACACUGUGCUGUAUGUAUGUACCUCAAAUUCCACCCAUUAAGACCUUGUGACAUAUUUAUUACCAACAUCUAGUGCAUAGAAACAUCAUGGCCAUGUGUCAACUUUCAUGAAAUUGUCUUGAGAAAAAAUACUUUGUAUGCAUUCCCCUUCGGAUUAUUAAUAGAUAAACUGUCUAACUUGUCUUAAACCCCUUCCUGAUGAGUAAUUGCAUAACCAAUACAAAGUUGGUGCCAAGUGGCUAACCAAGCUGGCUAUAUAGUAAAGAGAUUCAGGCCAAUCUUA
This is a messenger RNA of Branchiostoma floridae (Florida lancelet), 5022 nucleotides long. RefSeq names its product UDP-glucose:glycoprotein glucosyltransferase 1-like. Gene Ontology annotation, cellular component: endoplasmic reticulum. NCBI's taxonomy places the organism in Eukaryota, Metazoa, Chordata, Leptocardii, Amphioxiformes, Branchiostomatidae. The coding region runs from base 16 to 4611 and encodes 1531 amino acids. Gene Ontology annotation, molecular function: UDP-glucose:glycoprotein glucosyltransferase activity. The transcript is spliced from 40 exons. The record is from RefSeq and is a predicted model, not a curated record.